This is a messenger RNA of Diorhabda carinulata, 6141 nucleotides long. It is a transcript of the gene trus, whose product is annotated as programmed cell death protein 2-like. NCBI's taxonomy places the organism in Eukaryota, Metazoa, Arthropoda, Insecta, Coleoptera, Chrysomelidae. Gene Ontology annotation, cellular component: cytoplasm. The record is from RefSeq and is a predicted model, not a curated record. Bases 133 to 1389 code for a protein of 418 amino acids. The transcript is spliced from 6 exons.
GCAGAGUAGUUGAAAGCAAUUUGGUUAUGUGAAAUUGUUUUCUUGUAUGUAUAUUUGGUUGACUGAUUUAUUUGAAAACAUUCAUCGAUCAUCCCGAUUUUAUUAAUAAUUAUUUAAAUUUUUGAGUUAAAUAUGGAAAAAAAUAGAGAAACGGUGCUAUUAGGAUUUGAAGAUGAACAUAUUAGUGAAAAAUAUAAAAAUCAAGUCAAUUUUUGUACCAAUAAAAUAGGAGGAAAACCUGAUUAUCCUCCAAAUAUAAAAUUGGAUCCUCCAAUUUGUGGACUUUGUCAACUUCCAAGACCUCUGAUUGUACAAAUAUAUGCUCCUCUGGAACAUUCAGUAUAUCACCGCACACUGUAUUUGUUUGCCUGUAUUAACCCUAAUUGUUGGAAUUUAAAUGAAAGCUGGUAUUGCAUUAGAGUGCAUUCUCAAGAAACGACUUUGGAAUCUGAAGAAACUAUUAGUUCAAAAUCAACAUCUGUUGUAACACAUUGGUGUGAUGAUGCAGAUGACUGGGAUGAUGAUAACAAUACUAAUUUUAACGAAGAAAAUGGUAAUGUUAUCAGCAACAUUGAAAAAGUGUCAGAUGAAGAUGAUGAGAGUUGUUCUUUGGAAGAUUCUUUAAGAUCAGGCUUCGGAAAUCUAUUCGUCGAUGAUAGGAACGCUAAUAAAGGCGCACAAGGAGGGGCUGUAGGUAGAUUACAUUCUCCUUCAGCUACAGCUGAAAUUGAAGGAAAUGAAGGUGAAGUAAUAAGUAUUGAUACUCCAACUUUUCCACAACGCGAUAUUGCCUCACUUCUUCAGGAAGCUGCUCCUCUUCCUCAAGAUAUUUGUCAAUCAGACUCUAGAAGAAUUUCCUCAAUUCAAUUUUCUCCCUAUUUUAUGGCAGUUUGGGAAGAAACGCCAGAUAAACAGCUGGCUAAUGUUAGUGACAGACACGUCAAGGAAUUAUUACAGGAUUAUCAACAAAAAAACGAUGAUAACUCAUAUUUGCUGAGUCCUGAAGGUGGAGUAACUGAAGGAGGAGAAGGUUAUGAAAAAUAUGAAAAAAGUAAUCCUGCCCACGGUGAUAAAAUGUUCCACCAAUUUUUAUCCAAAAUACAAAGUAAUCCUGGACAAAUUUUAAGGUAUAGUAGAGAAUCUUCUCCCAUUCUUCUCUACCCCCUGCAAGAAACAAUGAAGAAAUGUCAAUAUUGCCAAGGAGAUCUCGUAUUUGAAUUUCAGAUACUCUCAACGAUUAUUUCCAAAUUGAAAUUAUCAACUGAUCCUAAACAAAUUGCCAGAUUGGAAUUCGGUACUGUACUGGUAUACACUUGCAGAAAGAGCUGUUGGUCCUCCGACACCAUCUUUAGAACUGAGACUGUGAUUUUACAAAAGGAAUUGUAUUAAUUUUUGGAAAUGAUGGAUUGGAUUCCAUUUUUGUAGAUUUAGUUCAAUUAUGUUGUAAGGUACGGCUAAACUCCUAUUUCACCAAAGAUGGAAUAUUUUUUUUUAAUUUUUUAACAAAAUUGACUGUUGUUUGAAAAUUAAGACACUAAUCUAUAGAAUCAGGAAAUUGGACACUUUUUUGUGUUAUAAUAGUGAACAGAUUACAUAAAAAUCAUUUUUAAUGAAUGAUAGAUAUCAAUAACAAAAAAUUGCACUUUAUAAAUUUCUAGUCUAUUCAAAGUAACUGUUUUUUAUAAACAAUUUAUCUUACAAUAAUAUAUUAUAUAACUACAAAAAUACUGAACGAUUUUGAUAUUAUUGAAAUAAUUUGAACAACAAAUUUUCUUUACUUUUGUUGUUUAUCAAAUUAUAAUUUUUGCUAUUGAAUUCUAAAUAAUUAAUUUUAUUUUUCUUAUCGUUGUUUAUUCUUUUACCUUUUGAGGUAUCUGUUGAGGCUUCUGGUCCUCCUGGUACACUUUUAUUUCACCGUCUUCAAUAUUUGCAAUCUUUCUCAAUUCCAUAUCUUUAUUUUUUACUUCUAUAUCAUACCAAUGGUUUUGGGAUUUUACAAUUAUUGUUAUUUUAUUUUUUUUUUCUAUUUCACUUAUUUUUAAUGCCUCUCUUAUAUUUUAUUUUUCUAUCUAUCACAGUAGCUUCAUACAGGAUGUAUAAAAAUUAAGGAAUAAUAAGUUGUAAUUUUUGAUUUAAGAUUAAUAGAUUUCAAAGUUGUUUACUUAUUUUUUUAUUUAUAAAAAUAUUAUAAUAUAAAAUUUGAUAUACAUAGGGACUCAGAAAUAGAGUUUAAAUCAUUAAAUCUACCCCCCAAUCCCAAAUAUUCCAAAAUUUUUACUUAAUAAAAAUAUUACCACAAUAAUGUGGUUAUAAUUGAAAUAUUCUAAUUUUUCACUUUUUCUAAUUUCAAAAAUUUUAUCUAUGUAGUGAAAUAUGUGUUUAGCUUUUAUAGCAUAUAUACGACAUAUACAAGGUGGUCCAGAAUUAUGCAUAUUAAUUUCUAGAGGAAAUAGUAUCUCCGAAAGCUUCCUUCCUUAUUUACUUUUUCCUAAGACUGAAAGGGGUGAAUUGAGAAUAUUUUUUUUUCAAAUAUCAGUUUAAUUAAUGUUAAGUUUAUAUUUUGACAAUGAUUAUAGUACAUAAGGAUAAUUAAUUUCACAUAACUACUUACUACAUUCCAUAUGAAUAUAGGGUAGUAUUGUUUCAAGAAAUUAUUCACAAAAUUAUUUUUCCAUCUAAAAAAGUUGCUCUUGUUAUAAUUUAUGAUCACAUUCGAUUUAUUUAAACUUGAGGGAAUAUAUGUUUUUUUAAUAUAAUCGAGAAUAUACAAAUUUAUUCAAGCUUCUGCUGUUUUUGACUGUGUCCACUGCAACGGCAGAACUUUCUUCCAGCAUAAGAAAAACUAUUUAAUGAAUCUAUGUUCUAAUAACGUUGAAAAUGAUGCAAUUAAAACAACGAAUUUAUGCCAGGCGAAAAUCAAGACAUUCAGCGUUGUUUUAAAGCAAUUACAUUUCAGAUAAGACAACGAAGAUGUAUGUGUAUCAUGUGAAAUUAGAUUACUGUCUACUGCCUUUUUUCAAUUUAUACCACCUUUGUUUGUAGGGUAAGAGUGGAUAAGACGGCGAACCCAAGGACUGAAGCGAUAGUAUGAUUAAAAGGACUUAUCUAUUAGUAAUUCAUUUUAUGAAGUACAUAAACAUUUAUAAGUACGAAUUACUAAGGCUAAGACAAAAUAUGAUAAAAAUUAUUUAAAAAAACUGCCAAAUUCGUCAUCUUACCCUAAUGUACGGGUAAGAUGACUUUAUCUGCGGGUAAGAUGAUGAAUAUUCAAAGUUAAGUCGAAAUAUUCAACAUAACCAAUUUCCAUUUAAUCAAUAAGAUAAAAAAAUAUCAAUAUUGUCAAAGAUCUAUUUAAACAAAAUAAUAUUGGUAAUACAAAAAAUAAAAAGUUGCAAAUAUUAACGAAACUUAACAUUUAAGUUAUUGACAGAAAUCACAAAGCCACUGUUUAACUUUUGCUUCUUUCACGUCUAGUCCAGUGCAUGCAGCGUGAGCCCAUUCUCCACAUUUGGUGCACAUAUACCAAAAAUCAUUAUUUUUUCUGCGUCGUCACAUUAAAUGCCUUUCAUCACCAGAGCUGAAUAUAUCCAGUUCAUCUUCAGUGUCUAUUGUCUGAACUUCACAAGAUGAUUCUGAAGAUGAGCUAAACACCUUGCGCUUAAUGGUUUUUGAUUUCACUUAUUUUCUUUAACUUCUGGCUUUUUCUUCUUUUGUCGUUCUUUUUCCAUUUUCUCUUUUUGUAUUACUUCCAAAGCUAUUUUAACUAUGUGCUGGAAAUUAUUAAAUAUAUUUAUUUUUAACUUCAGCUAGAGAUAAUGGAGGAAGCCCAGUUCCGUUGUUAUUUGAGGGAGGUGUUAAUUGUUGUUUUUGAUUAGAUUUUGGUAGGUAGAUGGCUGAGCGUAAUUUAAAUUUGCACGUUCACAUAAAACAUUUUCAAGAACUUGUAAAACUGUUGUAGGAUUAGUAUUCUUCUGGGCUUCAAAACGAUUGUCUACAGUUUUGGUCGCUAUAAAAUCUAGGUCAAAAAAGAUAUCGGAAUUUAUAGGUUCUAAUGAACAAGCCUUAAAUCCAUAAAUAAGCAAUAUCUUGAACGAUGAUGGUUCUUCCUGGAUUAUUAACCAAAAAAUUUUCACAGACUACGCUAUAAGCAGUUUUCAUGAGAAAAAAAAAAGAAUCAUCCAAGUAAUGUGAUGUAGUUUUCUCUACAUACAUUUAUGGCAUCCAGAGUUACAUGUGUAGCUUGGUUAUCCAUCAAUAAUAAAAUGGAAGGAGUGCAGAUAUUUAAUAGAGUUUUCUGUUGUCAUCCAUUGAAUCGAUCCUGAGGAAGCACCAUCCAUGAAUGCAAGUUGCAUCCUAACACGGGGAAAAAUUAGCAUCAGUGGAAUAAAUGUACCAACUGCAUUGAUGCGACAUAAAGCUGUAAAAUUUGAUCCUCUUUUGGCUGGAGAUAUUUUGAUAACCCUACGAAUUCCUUUAGGGGUCAGAAUUUUUGGAUUUUUAUUAGGAACUGUGGAAAUCUCUGUCUCAUCACAAUUUUAGAUUUGGUUAGCAGAGUAGUUAUACUUUAGUCUUAGGACUUUUAGAGUGUUAAAAAAUUUGUCAACAUUUUCUUUGUUAAGACAGCUCUUCCUUAUCAACAUUGAAUCUGUGAUCAAUGCUACGAUACUCUGCAUAUUCAAACACAAUUUUGAUAUACUGUUUUCUCGUUAAGCCAAAAGCCCUUUGGUUGACUUCCACAAUGUAAUUCUUCAGAUGUAAUAACUGUUCAUCAGUAAAUGUGGCUUUGGAACGCCCAGCAUGUUGUGUAAAAUUCGGUAACAAAAAAUCCUGCAAAACCACUAAUUGGUAGAUAAGUAAAUACCUGAUUAUCUCCAUACUUCUUAAUAUUGCUUCUGGAAUAGCAAACUCAUUUGAAGCUGAGUUAAUACUUCUACCAUUGUAUUUAACGUCUCUUAUGGCAAACUGUUUCGUUGUCUGGCGUGUGUACUAAGUAACAAAAUAAAAAUGAUUUAGGGUAUUAAAAGCAACAUUUAAUAUGUUAGGAGUCAAUUAAAUUUUCUAGAUUUUCACCAAAUGUGAUUUCUACGAUGUUUACCAACAGUGGCUUACCGAAAAAGUAAUGUCCGCUUUAAAAUCGCCGUCAUUUUCAUCACGACUUGCAAAAACGCAAGGCCACUAAACAGUGUAAAAAUAUGUAGGUAGGUAUGGUGUGUGUGUGCGCGCGCGCAUUACAUUUCUUUCUACGACAGCCGUCCACCAGCAUUGUAGGUGCAAAAAUUAAAUUAUAACAUGAAACAAUCUCUUACAAUGCCAUUUUUAGUUUUAUAUUUCACCCCAAACGUCCAAUCGCCGCCACUGUUAUUCAAUACAGAAGAGCUUAUAGAUUUGUUUAAAUUCAUAUUAAGGUGUGGUACAAUGGACAGAAAAAUAUGUUUAUUGAAUGUAAAACUUCUAUUCUUAAAAUAAAUUAGUAGUCCUGAAGCCUUUCAUCUUAUCCUUUUUUCAUUGUAGAAAUUUUAAUUGAGUUUAAUCUAAUAUUUAUCCACUUUUUCCACACCUUUAUGUCUGACGAAAUUCGUGAUUUUAUGGUUAUUACAUACUUAUUAAAUGGCUAUGACGAAUUAGCACUUUAUUAUGUGAUGGAAUUUUCCAUGCAUGAUAAAAGUAGAGAAAGUAAUAAAAUUUAUAUAAACAUAAAACCAAUGUAAUAAAUUUUUAAAUAAAACUCCCAAUAACAUAAAAAUAUCCGAUAUGAAACUGUAUUUUCGGUAAAACCAAAUAACACUAUUCAAUAAUCAUGUUAAGUAGAGUUCUGGCCCUGUAGUUGUGUAGUAAAUUGAAUUAUUAACAAAAGAAAUGGGUAGGUAAAAUCAUUAACAUCUUUAUAUUAAAUUAUAUUAAUCAUGGAUCACCAAAUUUCACAGUGAAGAUUUUAAAACAGUAUAUUAUAUUUCAACAUUUUAUUUAAAUUAUAAUGAUUUUACAUAUCUGUAACAAGUCAUUAUAGAAUCAGUACUGACUAUACUUUUAUUAGGAGAUACAAUAUGAGUAUGCUGCCAAUAUCAAAGCACGCCUCCUUCAAAAUCCUUUUGCUAUACAUAUAUAUGUAACAAUUACUGUAAUACAACUUUAGAAACAAAA